CACGCUAUGCUUUUGAAGGGGUAGGCAUAAUAAACGUACUGGACGGCAGGGAAGUAAGUCCAACGUGUUAGACCACACUUUUGAUUUUCCCUUUUGAUUUUGCCUUUUCCGUGUGGCUUCCCCACCCUUUGUCCAUUUUUGAUGUGCGUGAGCGGUUGCCUUGGCGCGUUUGUUAAAAAAAGGAAAACGUGGUGAAUGAAAAAAUUGCAAGGCUAUAGCACUCGGCCGGUUUAAAUUCUGCUGAAAGGAAAAAAAAUAUAUUGCCUCUGUAUAUGCUUCCUCUGUGUGUGCUGCCUCUGUAUAUGCUGCCUCUAUGUGUUGCCGCUACUCACCCUGCCCAGUUCGCCCGAGCAAAAACACCCACUGGAAGAAGCUGCCCAUGCCCGCCUGCACACACAUACACAUACACGUGAAGGCUUGGCAACAUGUCCAAAGAUUUCAGCGAGGCGCGCUCCCAUGCGGAGCACAACUCCGAUGGAAAGUCAAAAGUGGAAGACGACUUAAUAUCAGUCGCAGGCAGCAACUGCAGCUCCACGAAAUCGAAUAAGAGGAGUCUUCAUAGCAGGAAUUCGAGUGUCCACCAGUUGUUGGCAAGAAUAGCGCAGGAAAUUGAUGAACGGAAGCCCAGCAACGUGAUACACUUUAUCGUGGACUUUUUGUGCAAACACUACCCGGAGCACUUGCACGGAUUUGAGGCCAUAUGGAAUGGAGAUCCCGAUUUGGAACAAGAACGAAUACUCGUAGUGGAGUUUUUCAAGCAGCAGAAAUUACCAGUUGAAAUAUCCGUCCAUUUUGUGAAUGCGGGGUUCGACACUGUAGAGACGUUAUGUACCUUGUCCGCCAACGCACUUGAUGACAUUGAAAAGUUUAACAACACCAGAUGGCUACCAGGACAUAAGGUCCGACUGCAGCAGACCUUUAACGACAUUACGAGCCGCGUUAGGGUUUUCAAAGAGCAAAGAGAUGACCUGAUAAAAUCUGUGAAGCACCGAUUUGUGGGCAGUGCCACUCCGCGACUGCUCAAUUCGGUUGUCCUUCCCAAAGUGGCCAGCCCUAUGAUGCUACCCGCUCACCAGCACCCACCAUUUGGUGUUCCCAGGAGAGCGGCAAAUUAUGUAGCGGUGGAUAAGGUGGUGCGCCCUCCGUAUGUCUACAAGAGGUAG
Plasmodium vivax (malaria parasite P. vivax) is the source of this 1163-nucleotide messenger RNA. RefSeq lists its product as hypothetical. NCBI's taxonomy places the organism in Eukaryota, Apicomplexa, Aconoidasida, Haemosporida, Plasmodiidae. The transcript has 3 exons. The record is from RefSeq and is a predicted model, not a curated record. The coding region runs from base 426 to 1163 and encodes 245 amino acids.